Messenger RNA from Hippocampus zosterae (dwarf seahorse), 1510 nucleotides. RefSeq names its product troponin C2, fast skeletal type, tandem duplicate 2 (gene tnnc2.2). Gene Ontology annotation, cellular component: myosin II complex. Gene Ontology annotation, molecular function: calcium ion binding. The coding region runs from base 142 to 624 and encodes 160 amino acids. Lineage: Eukaryota; Metazoa; Chordata; Actinopteri; Syngnathiformes; Syngnathidae. The transcript has 6 exons. The record is from RefSeq and is a predicted model, not a curated record.
GGCGGGACCUGGCCGUCCGGUUUAAAGUGUGUCUGAAGCCUCACUUGACGUCUAGUCUCUCUGUUGGGGUGUACGCGAUUGACCACUCCUUUGGGGCUUUUUUUCCUUGGAUAUCUAGGGGGGGAAAGCUAAUCCACAAUCAUGACUGAUGCGCAGCAAGAGGCCCGCUCCUACUUGAGCGAUGAAAUGCUGGCUGAGUUCAAGGCCGCCUUCGACAUGUUCGACACCGACGGAGGCGGUGACAUUAGCACCAAGGAGUUGGGAACCGUGAUGAGGAUGUUGGGACAAAACCCAACAAGAGAGGAGCUGGAUGAGAUCAUUGAGGAGGUGGAUGAGGACGGCAGCGGUACCAUCGACUUUGAGGAGUUCUUGGUCAUGAUGGUGAGGCUGCUCAAGGAGGACCAGGCCGGAAAAAGCGAGGAAGAGUUGGCGGAGUGCUUCCGUGUUUUCGACAAGAACGCCGAUGGCUACAUCGACAGGGAGGAAUUCUCCCUGAUCAUCCGCAGCUCCGGGGAGCCCAUCACAGAGGAUGAAAUUGACGAGCUGUUGAGGGAUGGGGACAAAAAUGGCGACGGCAUGCUGGACUUUGACGAAUUCCUCAAGAUGAUGGAGAAUGUGCAGUAAAAGCAGACAUACUCAUGGACAUUCCUCCUCACUCCUGUGAAUCCCACCACACCUCCGCCCAGUCAGAAUUCAUCUGACCCCCCCCCCCCUCACACUGUUCAAGCAUGAUCAAUUCGCUUUCCAUCCUCAGUCACCCUCAACAGAAAGAUUUAGCACCGUGAAGUGAAGACGGCGGGAGGGUCUUUCAUGGUUGGAAGCAAAGACUCUUUCGUGCAUGCAGACUGCUCAUUAAUGUUGUAUCAAGAGGAUGUCUGGAAAGGACUGCGGCUGAUCUCAUUCACAGACCCCUACCCGGGAUAACCCGCGCUGCCCCGCCACCUUUUCUUCAAGCUCUACUCUAGAUGUAGUCCAGAUAAAACAGCUACCUAUUACUUAGACCAAUUCAUUCAAAACCCCUUCACUGUACAAAGAAGUUACCUGCUUGAGUGGCAAGAAGAAUAAAUGAACUAACAACAGGCUCACUUGUAGUCCGUCAUAUUAACAGUCUGUAAAAAUGUUGUUUGAGGAAGAGCAAUAAAAUAAUAUUGUUUCUUCUCUUUGUCCACUCGCCAUUAGUGUCAUAAAAGUAUAAAUUCAAAGAUAGUUAAAUCUGGUUUGAUUUUCAAAAAAUUACACUUUUGAGUUUGAGCAGAAAAAUUGCAUGUAAAAUCUGAAUCCAAAUUGCUUUAUUGUCAUUGAUUGCACCACAAGGUGCAACGAAAUGGAACAGACAACCUGCCCAAGAGACAUUGGAAAAAAAUAAUGAGCAACAGGGAGAUACAAAACAUGAGUAUGCCGGGUUACAUUUAACAGCGCCCCGUUUUCAAAGAUGAAAAGAAAAAGGGGGAGGGAGACUGAGAUCAGACUAAGAUCUUGCUAAUGAGAGCACAGGAUGGAUUUGGGGGGG